UUUUUGAGUUAAUAAGUUGAAUCUGCAACAAUGUCAGUCAAGUCAAUAUUGAAGUACAUUGAAGUUGAAAAUUUCAAAUCGUACCGAGGGUUUUAUACAAUUGGUCCCUUGAAAUCAUUCACCGCGGUUAUCGGCCCCAAUGGAUCAGGUAAAUCAAACUUCAUGGAUGCCAUCUCCUUUGUGAUGGGGGAGCGAACAUCCAGCCUGCGAGUGAAAAGACUGAGUGAUCUCAUCCAUGGAGCAUCCAUAGGCCAGCCUAUCAGCCGCUCUGCUCAAGUUACGGCCGUUUUUGAGUUGGAAGGUUUUGGAGAAAAGAGAUUUACAAGAACAGUUCAAGGAUCUUCAUCAGAUCACAAAAUUGAUAACAGGAUUGUCAACAGCCAACAGUACAUGAAGGAACUCGAGCAGCUUGGCAUCAAUGUCAAGGGCAAAAAUUUCCUGGUGUUUCAGGGGGCUGUUGAAUCAAUUGCUAUGAAGAAUCCUAAGGAAAGAACUCUUUUAUUUGAGGAGCUCAGCGGAUCUGGUGCUCUGAAGGAAGAAUAUGACCGCCUGAAGGAGGAGAUGCUCAAGGCUGAGGAAGAAACUCAGUGCACUUACCAGAAGAAGAAAGGUGUUGCUGCUGAGCGCAAGGAAGCUAAGAUGGAGAGAGAGGAGGCUGAUCGAUAUCAGAGACUCAAGGAUGAAUUGGUUGAGAAGCAGAUUGAGCUUCAACUCUUUCGCCUGUACCACAAUGAGAGAGACAUGGCUGAAUACGAGAAAGAAAUCAAACGUAAACAAGCAGAUCUUGAGAAGAUUGAGAAGCGCAAGGAGAAGGCUGAAGAAGUUCUGAAAGACAAAAAGAAAGAAUUCACUCGUGUUAGCAAAGAGAUGAGUAAACUCGAACAAGAAAUCAGAGAAAUGGACAGUGAAGUGAACAAGAAGCGGCCAACGUUCAUCAAGGCCAAGGAGCGCGUGACGCACAUGCAGAAGAAGGUAGACACGGCGCGCAAGAGUCUGGCUCAGGCCAUCAAGGCCUACAACGCUCACAUGGACGAUAUUCGUGAGCUGGAGAACGAGCUGCAGGAGGUCGAGAAGAAGAAGGCUGAGUUUGAAGACCAAGUCACUGCUGACUCCAUGAGCCAAGGUCGCAGUGUUCAGCUGGACGACGCGCACGUGAAGGAAUAUCACCGCCUGAAGAACGUGGCUGCGCGCAAGUCUGCCCAGUAUAUGCAGGAGGUCGACUCUAUCAACAGAGAGCAGAAGUCUGACCAGGACAGGCUGGACAACGCUCACAGGAGAACCAGUGAAAUUGAGAACAAACUGCGGUCCAAAGGCCAUGAACUUGAGGAAGCACAGAAACGAGAAGAAAAGCUUGAAGAGCACAUCAAGCAGAGCGAGGCGAGCCUUGAGGAGCAAAAGCGACUUCGACAGGAGCUGCAAGGAGACGUCGGCAGCUCCAAGGAGCGGAUCAGCAAGCUGCACGAGAAGCUGGACAGCAUCGUGGAGCAGCUGGGCGACGCUCGUGUGGACAAACACGAGGACAGCCGCCGCAAGAAGAGACAGGAGAUCGUCGAGAACUUCAAGCAGCUCUACUCGGGGGUGUACGACCGCAUGAUCAACAUGUGUCAGCCCAUACAUAAGAGGUACAACGUUGCUAUCACUAAAGUGCUCGGCAAGUACAUGGAAGCUAUCGUAGUGGACACGGAGAAGACAGCUCGCCAGUGCGUGCAGUACCUCAAGGAUCAGAUGCUGGACCCUGAGACGUUCCUGCCUCUUGAUUACAUCCAAGCCAAGCCACUGAAGGAGCGUCUCAGGAACAUCAGUGAGCCCAGGAACGUCAAGCUUCUCUAUGACGUCCUCCAGUACGACCCGCCGGAGAUCAAGCGAGCUGUACUCUUUGCCACCAACAACGCCCUGGUCUGUGAGACGCCCGACGACGCUUCAAAAGUUGCUUAUGAGAUGGAAGAGGGCCACAGAUAUGAUGCAGUGGCACUGGAUGGCACCUUCUUCUUCAAGUCUGGCAUCAUCUCUGGUGGCAGUUUAGAUCUCGCGAGGAAGGCCAAGCGUUGGGACGAGAAGCAUCUUUCCAACCUCAAGCAGGAGAAAGAAAAACUCUCUGAGGAGUUACGUGAAGCAAUGAAAAAUUCACGUAAGGAGAGCGAACUUAAUACCGUCGAGUCUCAAAUUCGUGGUAUCGAAACCAGACUAAAAUAUGCCAAAUCGGACAAGGAACAAACAGAGAAGCAGAUAAUUGCCUUUCAGCGAGAGGUAGACCGUCUCAAGGCAGAGCUAGAGACUUUCCAGCCGCAACUCAACGAGAUAGAAAAGAUCAUGGCCGAGCGAGAGACAACCAUCAGUGAUAAGAAGGAGAAAAUGAACUCGGUAGAAGACGUAGUUUUCGCUGAAUUUUGUAAGACGAUCGGAGUAGACGACAUUCGGCAGUAUGAAGACCAAGAGCUCCGCGCUCAAACUGAGCGCGCCAACAAACGCUUGGAGUUUGAAAAGCAACGCAACAGAGUCCUGAACCAACUGGAGUUUGAACGCAGCCGUGACACGCAAAGCAACGUGGCUAAAUGGGAACGAGCUGUUCAAGACGAUGAAGAUUCUUUGGAACAGGCAAAGCAGGCUGAGCAGAAACAGAUGUCAGAAAUAGAUAAAGCCAUGCGCGAUCUCGACAAAAAAAGAUCUGAAAAACUCGCCAAGAAGAGCGAGUGUGACGAGAUGGAUGACGAGAUCGGCAAAGCUAGGCGUGAAGUGGGUGUUAUUACCAAGGAUAUUCAAGCUGUCCAUAAACAAAUAAAUGCCAUUGAACAUAAGAUGAAUCAGAAGAAAGCUGACAGACACUCGAUCUUGAAGCAGUGUAAGAUGGAAGACACGCUGCUGCCCAUGACACGCGGCCAAAUGGACGAUAUCGAGAACGAAGGACACGAUGGCUCCUCUCUCGACUACUCGUCCGGCAUGAACACUCAGAUUAUGUACGAGAAAGAAGCCCGCAUUCAGCUGGACUACUCACAACUGUCGGACGCCCACAAGGAGCUUGAAGAUGCUGAGGACGUACGCAAGCAAGACAGCAAGCUGAGCAAACACAUCACUGAUCUCUUCAAUACCGUCCAUAAGAUUCAGGCUCCCAAUAUGAAAGCAAUGCAGAAGCUCGAGUUUGCCAGAGAAAAGCUGAAAGAAACCAACACUGAGUUCGAUAACGCACGCAAACGAGCUAAAAAAGCUAAGCAGGCCUUCGAGAAGAUCAAGAAGAGUCGAUAUGAUAAAUUCUCGGCCUUCUUCGAGCAUGUGUCCAACGAGAUAGAUGGAAUAUAUAAGGCACUAGCCAAGAACCCGUCAGCCCAGGCGUUCCUGGGCCCCGAGAACCCCGAGGAGCCAUAUUUGGACGGCAUAAACUACAACUGCGUGGCCCCAGGCAAACGGUUCCAGCCCAUGAGUAAUCUCAGUGGUGGCGAGAAGACCAUCGCUGCUCUGGCUCUUCUUUUUGCAGUGCACAGUUACCAACCGGCGCCGUUCUUCGUCUUGGACGAGAUCGACGCUGCGCUGGACAACACCAACAUCGGCAAGGUGGCGUCGUACAUCGUGCACAAGAAGAAGGGACUUCAGACCAUCGUCAUCUCCCUCAAGGAGGAGUUCUAUCAGAACGCUGAUGCCCUCGUCGGCAUCUGUCCUGACGCCGGGGAAUGUUUAAUCAGCAGGGUUAUCGCCAUCGAUCUCAGCGAGCGGCCCAUCGAGCGAACAGAACCUGAGGAAGCCUUCGCCAGGUUCCAGCGCUGAUAGAUAGUUGCUGUGUCAUCACUUCACUGCUGUGACAUCACUUCACUGCUGUGUCAUCACUUCACUGCUGUGACAUCACUUCACUGCUGUGACAUCACUUCACUGCUGUGACAUCACUUCACUGCUGUGUCAUCACUUCACUGCUGUGACAUCACUUCACUGCUGUGACAUCACUUCACUGCUGUGACAUCACUUCACUGCUGUGACAUCACUUCACUGCUGUGUCAUCACUUCACUGCUGUGGCAUCACUUCACUGCUGUGGCAUCACUUCUCUGCUGUGGCAUCACUUCACUGGCAUUAUGAAGGACCUGUUUGCUACGCGAGCUGUAUUUGGACGUAGCUUUCUUAUAUUGUUUGUAGUUUCGUCGUAGUCUUGGUAGUUGUGACUUUUUGCUAAAAAUAUUUUCAUAAUGCGUUGAAGGGAGUUUUUGCAAAUUUUUGUUUUGACAUGCCAUGAAUGUGGACUAUUUUCUUGAUGAGAUUUGUUUGAAUGACAGAAAACUAGCAGCUCUGAGAGAAGAAAAUGUACCUGCUUUUAUGUUAGCGAUAGAACCUGGUGAAAGUCUCGCUAUGUUUAUCUCUUAAGUUAUGGUUCUCUGCGGAGUGUAUAUUUGAAGCAUUUAAUGCAUUAAUAUUUAAGGUUGUCUAGUUCAAAUUUUUGUAAGUAUAGCGCUCUGUUUAUCUCUCCUGAAUAUUGCUCUCCUUUUCACGAACUUUUUGUAUAUGAAGCCUUGAACGAAUUUGGCCAUUUUUCAAACAAAAAAAAAUUGUCCGAAUUUUUGGCUUUAAAAUCUACCUAUUUUGAUACUUUGAUAUUUAUUUAUUCAGGUAAAAGCUGAUCAUUAACUAGGUGAUUUUUAACUGUAACUUUUUUCAAUAACUCUUGCUCAAAAUAAUACCGAGUUUAUACCCGAUGUUUAAUUAAUGAACUUGUCAGCAGGGAUAAAUUUCUUACCUCAUUGUAAUUCUGGAACUAUUGAGCUACAUAAAUUGAUAGUGAUUUCCCGUAUCACUUGGUUCAUUACUUCGGCUGAACAUUCGGUGUCAAAAUUAAUGAGGAAAGUGUUUUCAAAUACUGGCUCAUUUUGAUCACGAGGCUUUAAAUCUUGUAGUUACAAUGUAUUUAAGUUAUAAUAUUUAGUUUCAGAAUCUGAUGUUGAGUUUCAGGAUCUGAAUGAUGUUGACAACAAAUGUUGCCAACAUCAAAUUUCCGUUGAUGAACAAAUUUACGACAUGUGGCGCUAUACUUCUUCAUUUAUCUUUUAGUGAAUGGAAUCUUGAUGUUAUUUAGUGCAUGGAUUGCGGUAUAUUUAUGGAUUUUGUAGCUUGUCAGUAUAUACGUACGUUGACUUAGAUUUCUUCUUGUGCUUGGACUUCAAUAGUUGAUGAUUGAACAAUUUCAUGCAUUAUGCUGUCAUUUCUUUGCAAAUUUUUGGAAAAAGUUUCUUGCUAAUGACAGGCUUUCUGUCAUUUUAUGUACAUAGUUCAAUGACGCUGCAUGUGUGAAACAUCCAUUGGUUGAUGCGAAGGUACAUGUUUAUAAAUCAAUAUUACUACUUACUUUGAAG
This is a messenger RNA of Hyalella azteca, 5325 nucleotides long. RefSeq names its product structural maintenance of chromosomes protein 1A (gene SMC1). Bases 31 to 3756 code for a protein of 1241 amino acids. Gene Ontology annotation, cellular component: nucleus; cohesin complex; chromosome. NCBI's taxonomy places the organism in Eukaryota, Metazoa, Arthropoda, Malacostraca, Amphipoda, Hyalellidae. The transcript has 19 exons. The record is from RefSeq and is a predicted model, not a curated record. Gene Ontology annotation, biological process: sister chromatid cohesion. Gene Ontology annotation, molecular function: protein binding; DNA binding; ATP binding.